Messenger RNA from Carya illinoinensis, 1305 nucleotides. Its product is annotated as disease resistance protein RPV1-like. The record is from RefSeq and is a predicted model, not a curated record. Lineage: Eukaryota; Viridiplantae; Streptophyta; Magnoliopsida; Fagales; Juglandaceae. The coding region runs from base 1 to 1305 and encodes 434 amino acids. The transcript has 6 exons. Gene Ontology annotation, molecular function: protein binding.
AUGGGUUGGCUAAUCGGGUAUUGGCUAAAGUUCGGAAAUGGCAUUUUCGGUAGUGACCCAAAUCGAGUCGAGUCGGAUCGGAACAGUAGCAUUUCGAGCCAGGUAGCUGAGAAAUUGAUGGUUGUGAAUCUCCGUGGCUGCCAUAAUCUUUUUGCUACUCCAGAUUUCUCUGGCCAUCAAAAAUUGGAAAAGCUUGAUCUUAAGCAUUGUCACAGCCUAAUUAAAAUUCAUGAAUCAAUUGGAAACGUGAGCACAUUACUUCAUUUGAACCUGAGCAGUUGCCGGAACCUUGUUGAAAUUCCUACUAAAGUCUUUGGCCUAAAAAAUCUAGAAAACCUUAUCCUCUCUGACUACUCAAAAUUGAAAAAGUUACCAAUGGACAUAGGUGACAUGAGAUCUUUGAAAGAACUUCUUGUUGAUAACACUGCUAUACAAGAGCUACCUGAAUCAUUUUUUCACCUUUCAAAGCUCGAAAUGCUUAAAAUCAUUUGUUCCCAGUUCUUAACAAAACUUCCCAACUGCAUUGGAAAUCUGUCCUCCUUGAAGGAACUCUCUCUUAAUAAUACUGCUAUAGAAGAAAUACCUAAUUCUGUUGGAUCUUUGCUAAACCUUGAGAUACUAAGUCUUAUUCGGUGUGAAUCACUCACUUCAAUUCCAGAUUUUGUUGGCAAUCUUAUUUCAUUGAAAAAUUUUCUAAUACAUGGAUUAGCUUCUAUUGUCGAGCUUCAGUUAGACCAGCCACUAAUUACAAGUCUCCUGUAUCCGCUGAAAUCUCUUUCUCCACUUCCCUUAAGUUUGGUGGAGGUGAAUGUUGCAAACUGUACUGCAUUGGAAUGGGUGUCUGAUAUCUCAAAGUUGGAAAGCUUGCACGAGCUGAACCUUGCAAAUUGUCAGAAGGUUUCUUUGAAGAAUUUAAGGUCUCUUAGUAUGCCUGGAGACAAGACUACAGCUUGGUUUUCUCAAGAGUUGAGAAGUGGUAAUGACAUACACGUGAGAGAGCAAGACCCACAAUUCAUCAAGGGAGUUGAGGUGAAAAAGUGUGGGCUUUAUUUGAUCUUUGAAGGUGGUGAUGAUUACAAGGGAGACGAAGAAUUGUUAGACAAGAGCCAGUCAUCUAUUUCUGAAAAACUAGCAAAGUUUUUCAGCUCUUCUGAGGAUGACGAUCACAUCUUUGAUUCUGGUAUUGAAGUCGAUAGCCAUCGUGCAAGAAGAGAUGAAGGAAGAAAAAUGAUGGGGAGGUUUUUGGAGGCUUGUUUAGGGGCGCUUUCAUUUUUAGAAAAGAAGAUGCGUAAAUUAAUAAUAUGA